GCACAUUUUCAUCAAGAGCUAGGUGUCGAAAGGCUCUCAAAAAGCUGGAAGAAGCCAUUGAAAGAGAAACAAAACAAGAAAUAGAGAGAGAGACUUCUGCUCUGGACUGGACUCUUGCUUUUGCAAAGUCACUUUUGUUUCUGGAUUCCUGCACCUUAGAGCCAGAGCAGCAGCUAUAGUUUGUCAAUUCAAAUAUCAUGGCAAACCUCUUUCUGAUUCUAGUUUGCUGACUCAUCAGAAACCAUGGGUCAUUGAUUCAGGUAUCACACCAAAUCAUAGCUUCGUUAAGCAUGGUUUGGCAUUGGGUCGAAAUUGAGGUAGUAUGCAGAUCUAGCAAAUCCAAGAUAUCCACAUGUCUGGAGGGAUGGUUAUACUUCAAAUAUUGUUUAUAAUUGAGUACGCAUUAAGUUUAUUUAAACCUACAAAUUGCAGAGGUUUGAAGAUGGAAUCUAACAAUUCUAACUGUCUUAAAGGUAUUCAGAGUGAUAAGCAGUCUAUAACAGAUUACAUCAGUGAACAGAAAGAGUUGUUUCUACUGGAGUAUGCGGUUAAAACUAAACAACGCACCAUAUCCAAGCUGGAGGAAAUGGUAUCAGAGGAAGAGAGGAGGGCCAAACUCGCCGAAACAAAAUUAGAAGAAGAUGCAGUUGCAUUUGAUGAGUUUCUCAAAGAAAACGACAGACGUUCUGUUGAGGCUCUUAAAAUUGCAACUCAGGAAGCAAAAGCUAAAAUGGAGGUGACAAUGGAAGUGAAGUCAGCAAUGAAUGAGCUGUUCUCUCUUAAAAGUGAAAUUGUAAACAGUGAAGAUGAACUGAGACUGUCUUUAUCGUACGAAGCUUUUUUGUUGAGUGUAUCUCCUAAAGAGUGGCAAGACCAACAGAUUAUAAAAAAGAAGCUAUUGAAAAAGGAUAAAAGAGACAUUUCAAAGUCUUUGAUGUCUUUUCCUUCUCGUGAGAAAAGCAAGAUGGUGUCUACUUCUUUAAUAUUACGCCAAAAAAUAAACAAAUGGUCACAUGUCAAAGGGCAACAAUAUCCCAAGAAAACGCUACCUUCACAAUCAACGUCAGUAGUUUUUUCUGAAACUGAUGCGAAGAAAGACCAUCAGAAAAGCCAAGGAGGCGACUACAGGUUUUUUAAGAGGGCAUCAAGAGUAUCGCUGGGCAAAAGAUUCUCAAUGGAAGGGAGGAAAAAAUCGGUAGCAAGCUGUUCAAGUGAAAAAAGUAUCGCCUCUUCAGACGCCUCUUCAGAUUUUUCGCUUGAAGAUCUAGACAGUGACGAGGAACCAGAGAUAUAUUUCAAAGAUCCGGAUGAGUUGCUUCAGCUGUACAGGCAUCUUGAGGAACAAAAUCUAUCACUGUUUCAAAAUAUUCAAGAUCUCAGUGGAACACUAGAAGACGCACGGCAGAGAGAACACGCCAUUGUUCAGGAAAUCCUUUUUUAUAGGGAAAAAGGGAUAAAUGAGAUAGUAAAUCAGAAAAAAGCCCUUAUAGCUGCUCGCAUCAAAGAAGAACAGAAAAGUGCUGAACUGGAAUUAAAAAUCAAAGUGUUUUCUUCCGGAGACUAUAAUCCAACAUCCAUGGAUAAAACGCUGAAUACACUUAAGAAAAAAAUAACAGAGGUGUAUAGGGCUUGCUGUGGAACGAUUGAAGUAGCCAGCAUGACCUCCUUUCAAAUGCUGAAAGCAAUAGAAAUCAGAGUUUCAGAACUGUGUGAGAUGUUGGAAAUACUUCCACCGGAAUACCUUGAGACGGUUGAAGUUAUGGAGAAACUCCGAGCAAAACAAAGACGGCAGAGGGUUCGUGAAGAUAAAUUGAAAGAAUUGAAGAGAAUCCAGGAAGAACGGCUGAAGCAUGCUCUGGAAAGAGCAAUUGCAGUACCAAAGACAAGGGUGGGAAGAAAACUGGUUUUCCGCUCCCAGCCUCCAGAAGCUAAACAAAAAGGAGUACAAGUUGAAGAUUUAACUACAAAAAGUGAAGAUGAUUACUUUUUCAGUUGAAUUCUUCUUGUUUCAUGACAUUUCUUUUUGGAAUAGCACUAGAUCUUGAUUCUAGCUCUGUUCAGCAGAGUUAUAGUAGGUAAACUGUGAC
Messenger RNA from Zootoca vivipara (common lizard), 2087 nucleotides. The record is from RefSeq and is a predicted model, not a curated record. Lineage: Eukaryota; Metazoa; Chordata; Lepidosauria; Squamata; Lacertidae.